CCUCUCUUCGUCCCGAAAACCUUCCCUCGGCCUUUGUCUCAUCCAUCUUCAUCUCUCCCCUGCUUCCUUCUUUAAAUCUUCUUCCUUCCCCUCUCUGUCACGGACUCUACCCAUUAAUGCUCACUUCACCUCAAUAUACGAUCGCAUAAAAGAACAAGAAAAAAUCGAUAUAAAAAAACAAAUCCUCCAUUUCAUCGAUCAUAAACAUUCAAUAUCUCUCCCGAAUCAGCAAACUAGUUCAACAAGAAGGAGAAAGUAACAUGAAGCUCCCGUCUGUCUCCAAGAACAAUCCGAUAAAGACGGCGACAACCCUUGCGCGGUCGUCUUCCUGGCCGUGGCCCCCGUACUGCCACCAGCCCAAGACCCUCUCGUUCCGCGGGGGUGACGACCUCUUCCGCACUGUAAACUCUGCAUUCCUCGACUCACCUCCAGACCCUCCCGGCGAGAAAGUGGAUGACGGAUACACGGACGGGGAUGAGGACGACUCUAUCGAGACGGUGAUACAGGGGGCGAGGUCAGAGGGGCGUCUCUUCUUCGAGCCUGCGGGAGAGACGAGCUCGGUCCUGGCUGCAGAGUCGGAGGAGGGGCCGAGUGGGGACGAAGCGGGGGAGGAGUUGGUGGAGGGGGUGGCCAUGUGCGUGUUGGAGUCGAGGGACCCGUACAGCGACUUCAGGAAGUCGAUGGUGGAGAUGGUGGAGGCCCACGCCCUGAGGGGCAAGUGGGACUCGCUGGAGGACCUCCUCCGCUGCUACCUGAAGAUCAACGACCGGACCAACCACGCCUACAUCUUCGGCGCGUUCGUCGACUUGCUGCUCAGCUCCAGCCCCCGACGAACAAACGCAUUCACCGACACCUCCGAGCAGUGCUGUAACUGCGACAAUACUAACGACACCAGCAGCGACGGGAACAACAUCAUUAAUCCUCACUCGACGUCCUCUCCCUUCUCGCCGCUCUCAUUCUACACUUCCUCAUCGUCGUGCUGCUCCUCCACCGACUCCCUCUCCACGACCGCAUGCUGUGUUUCGGUCGUUGAGGAGGCCGAGGAAAAUAGCAGCAGCGGUGACUGUAGCACCAAGGCGGAGAAGCAAUGCCUGCCUUCGAGGUUGAAAGUCACAGAGCCUAGUCACAACAGAGAAGGGAUGAUAGUUCGUCGCCGUUAUUGUCUUCUUCAUCAGAUGUCAUCUGAGAUUCUUAGCGGAAAUUAAUGUAUGUAUGUUAGGUUCUUUUUCACAUUUUCUCAUUGCUUUGAGAGCUCAUGACAGCGAAAGUUUUGGUGAAAAUCUCUGCAGAGAUUUUGUAACUCUUUUCACGGACCGAAAAUGGAAAUCUUUUCGGUAAAUGCAAUUCAGCCUCAAUCCUACAUGUUAUAGUUGCACAA
Messenger RNA from Punica granatum (pomegranate), 1378 nucleotides. The record is from RefSeq and is a predicted model, not a curated record. Lineage: Eukaryota; Viridiplantae; Streptophyta; Magnoliopsida; Myrtales; Lythraceae.